Messenger RNA from Helobdella robusta, 972 nucleotides. RefSeq lists its product as hypothetical. The record is from RefSeq and is a predicted model, not a curated record. The transcript is spliced from 6 exons. Bases 1 to 972 code for a protein of 323 amino acids. Lineage: Eukaryota; Metazoa; Annelida; Clitellata; Rhynchobdellida; Glossiphoniidae.
AUGGCAAAAAUAAACAAAAAGUCAAGUUUUGCCAAACAUUCUACUGGAAGUGCUCAUCUCAUAUCAGUUCCGUCAGUUGCCUUCUCACGGAAUGACUCUUCGCUACCACCAUAUUUCCUCACUUGUCCUCCGAGCCAACAAAUUUUCUUCACAAACUCAUCGUCAUCAUCAUCACCACCCUCCUACCCAAUUUGGUGGGAACCCCCGCAACUGAACCCCACCCUUGACGAUUACACGACCACCCACCUAACCUCGAACUUCAAACCUGGAAACCCCUUCCAAGCUGGCCUCCACCUCGUCAACUACACGACCACCAAUCAAUAUGGCCUCCUGGCUACCUGUCUAUUUAACAUCACUCUGACCAUGCUGGGAUCGCUACCCAAACCAAUCGUGCAAGAAUUAAGCAUCAGAUUUUCUGGAGACUGUCCUCAAAACGUACCAGACUUUAAGAAAAAUUUUCCAAGGGCAAUCGCAUUUGCUUUCUAUUCAUGGAGCUUGUGUUACACAUCUCAGUCGGCGUCAUCAUCAUCAUCAUCAUACUCGACUUACAACAACAAACUUGACUUAUGUUCACUAAGCAACUUUCAGGAAGUUAUGUGUUUGAAAAAUGAAACUGCAAGGACGAAGCGACAGACAUCACCUUCUGGAAGUGGUAGUAGUGGAGUUGUGACAACAAUUGAUGUCUGGAACAGUUCUUAUUUGAAGAAUUCGACCGACAAGUUAAAAAGCCUCAUUUCAAACGGCGAUUUCACAGUGGAGUACAAUGGAGUGGAGUACAGGGCCAUUCAGAUGACCGACACACAGCUGCCUUCAAAUAACUGCCCUUCCAAAACCAUGCAGCCUCAAAACGAUUUUGAAGUACUUAAUAACUUUUCUUCUUUCUACAAAUAUUUCAUGCCUUGGGAAAUGUUCAGACCUGCAGAUGUGGUAGGAAGUGAUAGUGAGACUGUUUAUAUGAACAUCUCACAAUAG